Molecule: messenger RNA, 933 nt
Organism: Dujonia railenensis
Lineage: Eukaryota; Fungi; Ascomycota; Pichiomycetes; Serinales; Debaryomycetaceae
Source: the annotation of a GenBank genome assembly
AUGAAUCAGUUUACUGUUAAACUUUUCAAUGGAAAAAGAACCUUUACUACGCUUUCAAGUUUGUCGGAUGGCGACAUUUUGAAAAGAGAAUACACCUCUGUCAUAUUCCUCUUGCAUGGGUUCCCAGAUGAUAAUACGUCAUACAACGGAGUAUGGCCGACUUUAGCUAAGGAUUUCCCUCAGUCACUUAUACUUUCCCCAAUGAUGAGAGGCUAUGAACAGUCGAGUCAAGGUAAAGACUCUGAGUACUCAAUUUCAGAUCUCUCGAAGGAUAUUUAUGCCUGGAUAAACCAAGUUGUUCCGCCUGAAAAAAGAAGUACCAUACCCGUUCAUCUUGUUGGACAUGAUUGGGGUGCAAUUGCCGUAUUUAGGGCCUCCGCAGAUUACCCUGACUUGAUAGCUUCUGCUUCCACAUUAGCUAUUCCCUAUCUUGCAAAUAUCCCUCCAUAUGAGUUGAUUUGGAAAGUUCCCGAGCAACUUUAUAAUUCGAGCUAUAUGGUUACAAUGCAGCUUUCAAUUCUAUAUAAGUCUGCUUUAACUAACGUCGCUGGCUCGAAUAGCUACUUAGACAAUUUGUGGAGGUAUUGGUCUCCAACAUGGAAUUUUUCUCCAAAAGACAUUGCAGAUCUUAAAAAUACAAUUACACAACCAGGUGUAGCCGAUUCAAUUACAGGUUACUACAGAUGUGUCUUCAAUCCUUUUAAUUUAAGACAGUUGAAAUGGAGAGUUGAUUUUAAUAAAGUCCCUACUUUAAUUCUAGGCGGAGAGAAAGAUGGAUGUAUGAGUAAAAAGUUAUACAAUAUUGAAAUGGAAAAAUUUAAGAAUACGGCCAAUGUAAAAGUACAACUAUUGUCGAACUUGGGUCACUUCUUGCAAAGAGAAGACCCCCAAAAGGUUGGGGAGGUAAUUUCUGAUUGGAUUAAAAAUCAUUGA